CUGGGCGCGGCGGGGAAACGCUGGACUUGGCUGGGGCGGGGAGGGAGGCGUCGCGAGCCGCAGAGCCUCUGGCUUCCGCCCCGCCCCAGGUUCUUGGGAACUCCGCGGGUCCCGGCCUAGGUGCUCCAUGCAGGUGCCACAGGAUGGAGAGGACGUUGCUGCCCAACCCUGGUACCACGGACCCCUGUCCCGCCAGAAGGCUGAGGCCCUUCUCCAGCAAGAUGGUGACUUCUUAGUUCGUGCGUCUGGGUCCCGUGGGGGCCACCCCGUGAUCUCCUGCCGCUGGCGGGGCUCAGUCCUACACUUCGAAGUGCUCCGUGUGGCCCUGCGUCCCCGGCCAGGCCGGCCCACAGCCCUCUUUCAGCUGGAGGAUGAGCGUUUCCCAAGCCUGCCUGCCCUGAUUCACAGCUAUGUGACCGGCCAGCGUCCACUGUCCCAGCUCACGGGGGCUGUGGCCUCCAGGCUGGUGACACGGCAAGGACCUAUUCAACGCAGUUUUAGUGAGGACACCCUUCCAGAUAGCCCAGCUCGGACAGAGCUGCUCAGGGCUAGGAAGUGGAGUGACAGUCAGCCUGCAGGUUUGGAGCAGGUGGGACGGACAGAAGACCACCCUGGACCAGGAGCCUCCACCGUGCCCGCAUCUGCCCUACCCCGGACAGGUAGUGACCCCGUGUUACUAAAGACCCCGGUUUCCAUGGGGUCCAUUCCUGACAGCCUCAGGGCCUCCGAUGGGCAGCUUCAUGCCAAGGGACCAACUAAGCCACCUCGAACACCCUCACUGAUGCUGCCUGAUGCCUCUGGACGCCCCCCUACAUACUGUGAGCUGGUGCCCCGAGUGCCCAAGGUCCAGGGAACAGCCCCUGGCCACAGCUGCCCAGAGCCAGAGGUGCCAUGGUGGGAGGCUGAGGAGGAUGAGGAAGAGGAGGAGAACGGAUGUUUUGCAAGACCACAGGCUGAGGUUUCUUUGAGCCCCCUUGACAAGCCCUCCUGCCUGCUGGGCCCCCAGAAUCGGCCUCUGGAACCCGAGGUCCUGCGUACUCUCCGAUGCCUGUUCCUGGAGCACCAUUCUGAGAGUACCGCCCUCCACUUGCUAUUGGUGGACUGCCAGGCGACAGGCCUCCUGGGAGUGACCAGGGCUCAGCGGCGUGCCAUGGGGGUCGCCUCCGGCCUGGAGCUGCUCACGCUUCCCCACGGGCAUCGUUUGAGGUUGGAACUGCUGGAGAGGCACGAGGCGCUGAUGUUGGCGGGGGCGCUGGCUGUGCUGGGCUGCGCAGGGCCUCUGGAGGAACGCGCGGCCGCCCUAAAAGGCCUGGUGGAACUGGCCCUGGCGCUGCGGCCAGGGGCAGCGGGGGACCUGCCCGGACUGGCCGCUGUCAUGGGCGCCUUGCUCCUGCCCCAGGUGUCUCGAUUGGAACGCACGUGGCGCCAGCUCCGAAGGAGCCACACCGAGGCUGCGCUGGCCUUCGAGCAGGAGCUGAAGCCGCUGUUGCGGGCGCUGGAUGAGGGAGCCGGACCCUGCGACCCGGGCGAGGUGACGCUGCCGCACGUGGCACCCGCGGUGCGCGUGCUGGAGGGCGAGGAACUCCCGGGGCCCUUGGAUGAGAGCUGCGAGCGGCUGCUGCGCACCCUGCACGGGGCGCGUCAGAUGGCCCAGGACGCGCCCAGAUUUCGCGAGACAGCGGCCCGGCGCCUGCGAGGAUUCCGGCCCAACCCGGAGCUGAGAGAGGCCCUGACAACCAGUUUCUUGCGGAGGCUGCUCUGGGGGAGCCGAGGGGCUGAGGCACCGCGGGCCACACGUCUGGAGAAGUUCCAGCGCGUUCUCAGUGUCCUGUCGCAGCGCCUGGAGCCUGACCAUUGAAAGCACAGACCCCCUUCUUCACGCUAGGAUACCCAGGCUUCUGGGGAUCCCCAACAGGGACCAACGAAGCCACCCCAGAUUCCUCACAAGGCCAGAUGCAGCGGGGACAUACAUCCUGCCUCACAGAAGAGAGGGGACCUGGUUUGCAAGAACCUACCAUGCCCUAAAAAUGCACAUGGAUCCUCAGGGACAGACGUCUCCUCCCCAACGCUGGAAGACCCCUGACGUCUAGAGAUUCUGGACGCCCUCUCCCAGCCCCUAUGCCUGCAAUCCCCCCCCCCCCCACCAAAUGGUGAACAUGUGGCUUUUAAUAUUAAAGAGAACUUGAAGAUCUAUAA
Molecule: messenger RNA, 2196 nt
Organism: Camelus dromedarius (Arabian camel)
Lineage: Eukaryota; Metazoa; Chordata; Mammalia; Artiodactyla; Camelidae
Gene: SH2D3A
Product: SH2 domain containing 3A
Exons: 10
Coding region: 128-1858 (576 amino acids)
Biological process (GO): small GTPase-mediated signal transduction; positive regulation of peptidyl-serine phosphorylation
Molecular function (GO): phosphotyrosine residue binding; guanyl-nucleotide exchange factor activity
Source: RefSeq, a predicted model, not a curated record